UAUAGGUGGCUGUGGGUUGGUAACCGUGACAAAAUAAAGUAAAUUUUUGUCCAAAGUUUUGAUGAUUUGUUUAUUAUUUUAUUAAAAAUGCAGUAGGCACGAUUAUUUUUGUGUGGGAAGUUCAAGUAAUCAGUAUUUGUGUGUUUAGGUUUCCACGAUGAUGAUACAAAGAUCCAGUGUCUAGAGGAGGCAGCAAGAUGAAGAAACAAUUUUUCCGAGUCAAGCAGCUUGCUGACCAAACCUUCUCCAGAGCCGGGAAGACAGAAGUGUUAUCAGAUGACCUUCAGGCGGCUGAUAAGAGGGUGGAGUUCAUCCGAGUGGCGUGUCAGAACACGAGCAAGAAACUGAGUGGCUCCCUCCAGACCCAGGGACAGGAUGCCACUGCCAAGGAGAAAAGACUGAAAAAGAAUGCAGAUUACCAGUUGGGGAUUGCUAUGCUAGAGAGUGGAAACUGCGAAGAGGAUUGUUUGUUGAGGACUGUGAUAUCGGAGUGUGGCAAGCUGGAGAUGUGUCUGGCUAAUGCGUGUGUGGACCAUGAGGCCCGAGUAGAGACUGGUGUGUUAGCGACACUACAGACUGUGGUGGAGUCUGACAUACCCACCAUCAUGAAGCACAAACGCCACCUCAACAAGCUCAUACUAGACAUGGACAGUGCUAGAACCAGGUAUCAAACAGCUCAAAAGCACAACAAUUAUUCGCAAGGAAACAAAGUGGAGUCCAUCCGGGACGAGUUGGAGGAGGCGGAAACCAAAGUAGAACAGUGUCGGGACACGCUGGCCUGUGAGAUGUUCCAGCUGAUGGCCAGAGAGACUGAGCUGGCCACCACUGUUCUGGAGUAUGCCAGGCUACAACGGUCGUACCACCAGACAGCAAUGGCCACUCUGGAUGAAAUGAUUCCUGAGUUGGAGUCCAACAUUUUGGACUGGAGUGUGAAGCCUGUGUUUGGAGUGUCACUGGAGGAGCAUCUGAGAGUGACUGGUCGUAAGAUCGCCUACCCUAUAGAGCUGUGUGUGUGUGCUCUCAGUGUGCUGGCCAUGGACGAGGAGGGACUGUUUAGAGUAGCUGGGGGAGCGUCCAAGAUAAAGCGGAUGAAGCUGAGUUUGGACGCCAACUGCUUGAGCUUGGAGACUGCGCUAGAGUAUCGGGACCCUCAUGUGAUAGCCUCGGUGCUCAAGAGCUACCUGCGCCAGCUCCCUGAACCUCUCAUGACUUACCGGCUUCACGACCAGUGGAUAGCUGCUGCCAAAGCACCAAACGACACCAGACUACAAGCUCUGUGGUCGGUGGUACAGCAACUGCCUACUGCAAACCUUGACAACCUGCGUUACCUUGUCAAGUUCCUAGCCUUGCUCUCUCAGAAUCAAGAGGUCAACAAGAUGACGCCCCAGAACAUAGCUAUUGUGGUUGCCCCCAAUCUACUUUGGUCGCCCAACGACGACGGCAACAACAUCGGUAUGAACAUGAACACAGCCAGUCUACACAGCAUCAUAUUGGACAGCCUAGUCACCUACAGUGAUUACUUCUUUCCCGGGGAGUACAACAUGUUUGUCACAUUUACUAGAGACCAGGUAGUCAAUGGCCACACCAGGGCUGGCAGUGGAGACACCCAUCUGAUCAACACUGCAGACUCUGGUAUGAAGAGGACGCAGUCAAACAGUAGUCUGUCUGAGGACCAGAGCAGUCCACCACAGGGGAGUCCAAAGCCAAUGUCAAGAAAUAGGAAAAACAAACCAGCCCCUGUCCCACCUUCAAACCCUCCCAAAGAUACUGGGAAAGAAGCCAGUUCCAGUAGAGAUUCUGGAAAAGAAACCAAUCGUGGUGGUAAAAAAGAAACCAAUUGUGAUACUAAGAAAGGACCUUUAUCUAAUUAUGAAUCGGUGAUGUUAUUAAAAGAGUGUAAAAACUCUGAAGAUUCUAGUCAAUCUGCGACCGCCCCAGUUGUUGAAAAUCCCUCUCAAGUUUUUAUUGGGUUCGAGAGACUUGUGGUGGAAAAAACUCCAGAAGUCGGUGAUAAAAAACAGGAAGACAAAGAGAAGAAAGGAGAAGAAGAGGAAAAGAAAGUAGAAACUAUUCAGGGUGAAUUAAAAUCUGUGACAGGAACAAAAGAAGAAAAUUUAACCCAAAGAAGUUCAGCAGAGAGUACACCACUACGACCGCUGGAACCAGUCAAACCACCGCCCAAACCUGAGAAGCCAGAGUUCCGUGGGUCUGCUGAGCUAGUGUAUGGAACCUUGGAGCGUAAACGACCGCCCAGACCUACGCCAGCGCCUCGCACUUCCCUGGUGGAGCCUGGAGAGAAGCCAGCAAUUCCAGAGCGACCCACGACUCUGCAGAGACCGCUCAGUAGCUCGUUCAGACACAGCAGGAACUUGGAGAUGGACUCGGACAAAUGUGGGGAUCAGGGCCCUGUCUCAUUGGAGAGAGCUCAUGUAUACUCAGUGGAUAAGCAACAAGUUUCCAUCAUCCAAGUAACAGGAGACAAGGAAUCCAGGAUUCAAGAUUGGUUUCCUACUUUUGUUAUGUCUUUGGUGAGGUUUAAAAAGAGGAAGGACAGUGGGGAGAAGCCAGAGAGACCCCCGAAACCUGAGGCAUUGGCUGUCUCGGGCCACAAUCCUGGACACAAACGUACUGCAUCCGAGGGCAAUAUUGUGGACAACGGUACAGGACCUCUUAAAUCGCCAGUGAACCCUUCAAGACCACCCCGACCCAUGCCCCCACCUCCUCCCACACCUAAGGCUCGUGAAAGCACUGACCUGUGACAGCCUCAGUGGAGAGUGUUUCCUCGCUUGCUCAAACGUUCUGCUUGACCAUACAAUCGCCUUAGACAAUUGGCAAGUUGCAGUUACCCCUAUACAGUCUUCUUGUGUACUUGUAAGAGUGAAAUAACUAAGGUAAACAUUAUUUGUUAUUUGUUGUAUGCAGCGUGUUUUGUAAACAUAAGAAAUAGUGUAAACUGUAUUUUUAUCAAUUCUUAAAUUCUCUUUUAAAAGAAAAUAUUUGUGUCCUGAAAAACUGGAAAAGUUGCAGAUUUUUUAGGUUCAAUUUAGUGCAAUGUUGUUAUUUUUCAUUCAAUUGGUUCUAUGGUUCAGUCAGUAAAAAUUAUAUUUUUAAAAGGUCUUAUUUGAAUUGUAAGUAUGUAGGCUGGGUAAAAGUAUAGUUUAAAUACUCCAUUUUGCAAAAAGAAGUUUGCUUUCAACACUUAUCAAAUUAAAAUUGUGUCCUUCCUUAUAUAGAUUGAGACCCAAACAAAUAAAUAUAUUUUUCUCACUUAAAGUUUAAUAAUACUAUACUUAAUACUUGAGUGUCAAAAAUCUAAAAGAUUGUCCAAUGUUCAACAUAGUACAAAGUACAAAAAAAAUUGUUUUCAGUUGAAUUAAUGAGUCAUGAAAAAGAUCAUAAUAAUUCUAAUGAAUUCAACAUUGAAUCGACAAUUUAACAACAUUGUACCUCAUACUUGCUUUCAGCUUUCAUUAGUUAAUCACCUAGUUAAUCGGUUAGUACACUAGAUAAUUAACAAAUCCAGUGUUUUAAUGUUCAAAACUAUUUGUCAAAGUUUUAUCGAUCCGCUUUAAAAUAAGUUGUUUUUAAUACUAGGGUAGUUUUAAAAUAGUCGCACAAAUAUCCAAUUCAAUAGUAGAAAACAUUGUCUGUGAUAGAUAUAGAUUCAGGUGUAAAGCAAUAUUCAGAACUAAAAUACCACAUUGGUUGCUAAACAAUUAUUGUUUAGUUCAUUAAUAAUUAUUUGCCUCCUAUGGGUAAUUAAUUGCAUACAUAUUUCUUUGUGGGGAUGUUGUUGCCUAGGGGUAUACAGCCCAAUACAGUUCUGAAAAGUCAUUACCGUACUUAGAGUAUCCUAUAAAAGUAGUAUAUUAUUCAAAAAAUUUAUAUUUUCCAACGUAACCAUCUUGUCUUUUAGAUAUCGCCAACUUCUUCAUAUGAACCUGAUAUGCCAUGCUUAAGUAGUUAGGUAGUAUUUUUCACCCUGAGUUUUUAAUUUAUAUAUCUCAUAAAUUUGCCAAGAAUUAUGAGACAAGUAGUUUAUUUUAACGAUGAUGGAUUCCAAUUGCUGAAAUAUUCAGACUGAUUUUUUGU
This is a messenger RNA of Macrosteles quadrilineatus (aster leafhopper), 4092 nucleotides long. Its product is annotated as rho GTPase-activating protein 44-like. Gene Ontology annotation, cellular component: cytoplasm; intracellular anatomical structure. Gene Ontology annotation, biological process: regulation of actin cytoskeleton organization; positive regulation of GTPase activity; signal transduction. NCBI's taxonomy places the organism in Eukaryota, Metazoa, Arthropoda, Insecta, Hemiptera, Cicadellidae. The transcript has 19 exons. Gene Ontology annotation, molecular function: protein binding; GTPase activator activity. The record is from RefSeq and is a predicted model, not a curated record. The coding region runs from base 198 to 2759 and encodes 853 amino acids.